CUUGAUUGCCGUUUGAGCGACAACAAAUCCGGUAAGCACGCUCCGAGUCGGCAUGAUGCCGCGCCUUUUCGUAGAGCUUUGCCGCUUGUUUGCCGUUUUAGCGACCUACCAAAACUACUAAAAAGUAAAGCGGCAAGCUUAAGGACUAGUAAGUACUAAGGAGUCCUAAGGCCUAGGUGAUCACUUUCGAGCGAUUGCACUCGCUGUCGAAAGGUCCAUAUACGGAGUCGCUUUACAAGAACAAACAUAUGAUUCAAGAUGUGAUUGCGGGGAGUAGGACGUUAAGAUCUAAAGACUCUAUCAAGGCUCUUGCUACGCACUGGAAUGCAAACAUCCGAGACAAGUAACUGACUGCAUCGUACGUGCAGCCGAUGUAGGCCGAUGCAUAUGAUCUUGCAUGAUACAGAUCUUCAUUCUUGAGGCAUUGGACUCGGAGCAGGUUGGAGCUUUAUGAAUUGUCGAUUGAUCCUUUUGCUUACCGGAAUUUCUACGAGUCCUCGGCUGGCACUUUCGAGUAAUUUCCUUCAACGUGCUCUCUCAAUUAGGCGAGCUCAAGUCAAACUCAGAGUUUCAGAGCUAUCGUUGCUCUCGGCAGUAAAUUUGAAACUCCCUGGGGUUUUCUUCCUUGGAUUCUCAUAUUUUCUUGCCGACCGCCAUGUCUAUUCUGGAAUAGAAUCACCAACCAGCCCUCAACUGGACAUUGCCGCAUUUGUUGUAGUCGAUUCGAGCUCUUAAAAAUGACUCCCUUCGGACCUGACAUCUACCUACUUUGUAGACGUCAAUAAUAUCUGUCACUGUUACUCCCUCCCUGCCAACCAUUCUCUGGCAAUUUUUUCGUCAGCCUCUGAAAUUAUCGUCUCCUCUCAUCGCCUUACACCGCGCCCUUUGUCGUACUAAAAUACGCAAAGAAGGUUUACCACCACUGAGAUCUGACUAUGCUUUAAUCACACGCUGACAGGCGUUCUGUAUUUAUCCUGACUGUAACGGUCAUCAUUAUACUGCACGUCGACGUUGUCUUACCGACAACAAGCAAUGUAGUAGAGGUGGGUUUCACGAGCCAAUGAUACAGAAUUGAACACAUUGGGAUGCACCAUAGGUAAGAUGUUGAGGGGAGUAGAAGGCACCUUCGGUACAUGGUGGGUGUACUGACGCCAGUUACGGUACCGGGCGCACGUCAUGAUAAUGGAAUCAAUCUUUAAUCAAAGAGGUGUCGACGAUGUCGAUAUAGU
Lentinula edodes (shiitake mushroom) is the source of this 1229-nucleotide messenger RNA. RefSeq lists its product as uncharacterized. The transcript has 2 exons. The record is from RefSeq and is a predicted model, not a curated record. Lineage: Eukaryota; Fungi; Basidiomycota; Agaricomycetes; Agaricales; Omphalotaceae. Bases 451 to 735 code for a protein of 94 amino acids.